Ruditapes philippinarum (Manila clam) is the source of this 4452-nucleotide messenger RNA. RefSeq lists its product as uncharacterized. Lineage: Eukaryota; Metazoa; Mollusca; Bivalvia; Venerida; Veneridae. The coding region runs from base 179 to 3508 and encodes 1109 amino acids. The transcript is spliced from 5 exons. The record is from RefSeq and is a predicted model, not a curated record.
GUGCAUAUUUUAUUCAUUAACUAAAUCGUCUGUUACAAUUUUACACAAUCUUGAUCAAAUCAGCAGUCAAAAUUGAAAAUUAAGAUUGUUUAUGACCUAAUUCGAUGAUAAAUCAUUCUUUUCUUUUUUAUUUGUAAAAACAUGUAAAACAAUGAUAUGACGAAAUUGUGUCGUCUGCAUGUCACAAAAGUUAGGGUUUCGGAUAAACAUUUCGGAUAAAGGCUUUGUGGAUAAAAGAAAACGAGACUUGGUAAUAGAUAUGUUUGUUGCUAAUAAAAUGGAAUCUAAACAUACACAACACAGUGAGAAGCAUAAUGAUAUGUGUGUUCUUGAUAUGGUAUCAGAAAUAUUACUUCAAAUUAUAGAAGACCACAGUGUUUUCAAUCCCAAAAAUGAAGAAAAAUGUGUAAAUGAAACUGUUCAAACAUUGAGUGAAACUGAGGAUGAAGACUUUAAUGAUGAAGGGCUUACUUCAGAAAACCAAUGUAUUCAACUUAAUGAAGAUGGUAACAUAUUACAACAUAGUCAACUAGCAGUGAAAGAAAUUUCUUUGGAGAGACAUGAAACUACUUUAAAUACUUUUGAUAUUCAUAGUAAAAUUCAAGAUUUACUAAACAGCAAGGGAAAUGAUGAUUAUGACAAAGAAGAAAACAACAGCUGCGAGAAGAAACAGUUGCUGACUGCAUUACAUUUAAGCCCAGCUUUAAAGGAUUUUGAUAAAGAAAAAGAUAAGUGUGAUUUGGAUUUUGCAGAAAAGAAGAAAGAAAGUGUGCACUUUACUUCUCCUGUAGCUGUUUUCUAUGAAUUCAGUGAAAAAAGCGAAGCUUCAUCAGAUGGUAGUACAGACAUUCUAUCAGAUUCUGAUUCUCAAGACUUGAUUCUAUCACAGAAUGAAAGUAUAGAAACAAGUGAAUUAGAUUUAGAGAAUAGAGUUGCAAAUUCACAUGCUAUAAAUAAUGUGCAAGAUAGAAAUUUGACUUUGUAUGUAGGAGAAGACAGUCUUGAGGACAAGAGAGAUUGCAUUAUGACACCAGGAGGAGAUUGUUUUAAUGUCAAGUUAUUUGCGAACUUUGAUGCGGUAACUGACCCAUUAGAAAUUGAAACGGCAAAUGAUUGCAACCAAAAUGCACUUUCACCUAAAAGUUUCAACAAUGGAACUUUAGUUAACCACCUAGAAUUAAGUCAAAAGGGAAAAGAGAUAGAAAAAGUUACUGUAACAGUGGCAGAUAAUUUAAAACCUAUAGAUGAUAAUUCAGAAAGACAGGACUCAAAAAAUGUUUUUGAAAGUUCAGAAGAAACAUGUUACUCAGAAACAAUUGCACAAGAUAUUAGUAUUGGUAAAAGAAAUGAUUACAAAGUGAAUAGAAGCAAUCAUACAAACAUAACAGAAGAGUCUCUGGUAUUACCAAAUCUUUCAGAACCUAACUGUAUUGUUGCCGAUUUUUCAACUGUAGAAAAUAAAACUGAGAGUAAUGAUUCUUGUAUCAGUGAAGUUUUCACAAAAUUUUCUCUUGAUAAAGAAGAAAGCAAAGUUGAGCUUUCACAAGACAUGUUUAUUGAACUGAAUCAGACAAAUACUACAGAAGAAGAAACUAUUGACAAAUCAGACAUCAAUUCACCUCAACAUUACAUUAAUGGUGGUGGUAAAGACUUUGAUAAUUUCCCUGUUAAUAAAUCAAUAGAGCAAGACUUGGUUAAUCAGAAAAUAUAUGAAAAUAUACAAGUAGAAAUUGAAAAAGAGCAAGACAUUAUAAAUACUGCUGAGGAAUGUGAAUUCAAAGAUGAAAAAGUAGAACCAAGCCAACAGUGUGCUGAAACAAGUAUGAGUACAGAAGUUGAUGCUCUAGCAUAUAGUGAAAUAGAGAAUAGUGACAUGGCCGGUAUUAAGUCCAGUCAGAAAAGAGAACAGUCAAGCCCGGAGUUAAAUUGUUCACAGGUUAUUAAAAAAAGCAGAUCAGGAACAGCAGUUGAUUUAACAUCUAAAGCAAAAAAGAGGAAAUUAUUCAAAUUUGGACUGAAUGAAUGUAGAAAGGUAAAAUUGCUCAAACUUGAUUUUGAGUAUGAUGAAACAGAUUUGAAAAAAGUACCAAAAAUGUUAAAACAGUUAGCAUCAGAUGUGAUAGCUGGAUUGGAUGAAAAUGUUAUCUUUGAAUGUAACAAAGAAGAACUAACUACAAAGCAAGAGAACAUUAAUGAAGCACCAGAUGGUCACUCGGUAAGUAUUACAGUAGACAUCAGUGGUAACUUUGAAAAUGAAAUGAAAGAAGACAGCUUUGAUAGACAAGACAAAAUUAGUACAGGUGAUUUGUGUUUAAGUGAUUGUGAAAAGGAGUUACAGCAAGAAUAUCCAAAGGCUUUAGGUUUGUGUAACUCUGGAAGUAAUCAAAAUAGUAAACUGCUUAACAAAUCGAAUGAUACUGGCAUUAGUGAAGACACUACAUCAAUACUGUUGGAAACUUCUGAAAUUGGUUGUUUAAAUGAGGAACAUUUCCUUGAGAGUCAAAACUUCCCAAGAUGUACAGAUACAAUGUCUGCAACAAAAGCACUCUCACAGCACUCAGAUGAGAACUGUAAUGAAACUCAUUGUUUGUUUGAAAGUGAUCAAAGUGUACCAGUCAUAGAUGGACCAAUACAUAUGAAAGGUGCAGAAGACACAGACUCUUUUCAAUUAGAAACAGCUGAAGAAUUACACAACAAACAACAUGUUUAUCCAAAAAAUCUGUUAAGUCCAAAAUUCAUGACUGCAACAGAAUUACUGUCACAGAGUUCAGAAGAGAGUGGAAGUACUGGAUUCACAGUCAAUGCCACAGAUCCUCUGAAUAAUUUUGAUUUACAAGAUCAAGACAGUUUAGAAAACUCUGAGGUGAUACAGAUCAAUAACAUUGCAGAGUUUGGAAUAAAUCCUAUUGUGCAAGAACAGCGUCCUGUAGUUGUGGCAACCUUUAAUCAUAAUCCAAAAAGUGUAGUUGAAAUCACUGAAGAUGGUUUGAUGGAAGAAAAGUUGGAAAAUACUGGUUAUGAUAUGAUAGUAUCGUCUUGUGAAAUUAAGGGAAAUGUAAAGUCUUUAGAUGUUUUGGACAGAAAUUGUGCUGCUACUGAUCAAGAUGAACAGAUAGAUACUGAUCAACUGGAUGUAUAUAUUGAUGGAAUAGUAGAUCAAAUAGUUCCUGAUGAUAAGUAUGAAGGUGAACCUAUAAACAGAGGGGAAGAACAUACAAUGUUUACAAGAAAAGAAGAUAAGAAAUCAGAAGUACAUAGAUGUGGUCCAGAUGUUUGUGUUAAAGAAGACAACACUGCUUGUCAACAAAUAAAAACUCAAGGUAUGUGCUUCUGGGAAAGUCAAUACUGCCUUAUAAUCAGUAUGAAAAAGGAAAGGUGUAUGAGAAAUGUUUCAGCUGGAAGUAUAGACCAUCAUAUGAUGCAGAUGGAGACACAAUUCUACCUGAGCUGCCAGAUGAAGACCAAGUUGUUACUAUCACUCCACUCAAAACUUGCGGUAAACCGCUGAGGUUGGGACUGUCUAAACGCCAGCCUGUGAAAAAGAGUCUUCAUCAGUUUGUUACUAAGAAGUGAUGGUUUGAAAAUUAUCUUUUGAAAUUGUAAAUCUAUUCAAGUACCAGCUGAGUAUUUUUUUGGGGGGCUUAAAAUGAAACUAACUUACAGUUCCAGAAAAACCAGGUUUAUUGAUGAAUUUUGACUAUUCUUAAGUGUUCCUACUCUUUGACACACUUAUAAAAAUGUCAUGCAAACACUGCAUGACAUAAAUGUUUAGUUAGAUUAAGUGUUCUUAAGGUGUAAGUAAAGCCUAUAAGUGUUGAAUAAAAAUAUAUCUAAACAUUAUUGCAUUUGAUAAGCAGACACAGUUUUGUGGAAAUUGUUAAGACAAUCUAGUAUAUCAUAAAUACUGAACAUUAUAGAUAACAAAGGAGUAAAAAUGAAAUGAUUUUCAUUUGAAAAGCAUAAAAAUUCAUGUGCAUCUAAACAAUCAAUCAAUUUAUCUGAUGUACUUAAAAUACAUAAAGCUUUAUCUGCUUUGCCUUUAGAUUACAAAAUAAGUGGUUAAAUUUUGAAUAAGAAUGAUUUCAAAAUACCUGUUUGAAAGAAAUAUGUUUGUAUAUUUUCUUGGUGAAUGCACAAAAUUAUUGCUAAAUGGUUAAAACCGUGCCUGUACUUCAAAUAAUAGCAUAUUUUGUUCUGGAAUUAACAUAAAUUAGUCAUAUAACAAAGGACAUUCUAUGUAACAACUCUUUUGAGGACUAACCAUAAGAUUAUGGAAAUAACAUAAUUUUAAUGUUUAUAGCUUUUAUACCCUUUAAGUCUACUGUAGCAAGACUAUUUUCAUGAACAAUUUUGUAUUUAAUGAGGUAUAGCAAAAUUUCACCAGGUUUAAGAGUUUAGAGAUUAUCAUCGGACUGGUAAUAUGUCAAAAUAUUAUGAUAUGUAUAAUAUGCU